Molecule: messenger RNA, 1276 nt
Organism: Boleophthalmus pectinirostris (great blue-spotted mudskipper)
Lineage: Eukaryota; Metazoa; Chordata; Actinopteri; Gobiiformes; Gobiidae
Product: protein prune homolog 2-like
Exons: 10
Coding region: 1-1065 (354 amino acids)
Biological process (GO): apoptotic process
Cellular component (GO): cytoplasm
Source: RefSeq, a predicted model, not a curated record
AUGGUGUUCCUGGUGGGGCUGGUGCUGUGUGUGCUCGUGUAUCUGGCGGUGGUGGCGGCGGCGGCGGUUGUUUACGUGGUGGGUCAUUAUUGUGUGGUUGCCCCCGGAUACAGGCAGACGCAGCAGGGAGAGAGCGCGGACAUGGGCUCCAGGGAGGACCCGGAGGAGGUGGACAACAAGGAAGAUCCUUCUUCUUCAGCUGAUGUCUCCGGGGGCUCGGGUCAGAGGAGGAAACUUUCCGCUCCUCCUCUGAACGUGUCGCUGGAACAGAGCGAAGGAUCCCUCCUCUCAGAGACCGGGGACGAGACCGGAGACGAGACCGGAGACGAUCUGGACCUGAACAUGGACGACAUGGACACUCCAGACGAGGCCGACUCUGUGGACUUCGACGCACAACAAGGAGAGUCUGAGGAGGCGGCCGCUGCUGCUGCUGCGUCUGCCCCGGGGCAGAGUGCAGAGAGUCGCCUCUGGAGGAGCGUUCUGAUCGGAGAACAGGAACAUCGCAUCGACAUGAAGAGCAUUGAGCCGUACAAGAGAGUCAUCUCACACGGAGGUUACUAUGAAGACCAACACGCCAUCAUCGUGUUCGCCGCCUGCUUCCUCCCGGACAGCGACUGUGAAAACUACAACUACGUCAUGGAAAACCUCUUUCUGUACGUGAUCAGCACUUUGGAGCUGAUGGUGGCGGAGGACUACAUGAUCGUGUAUCUGAACGGAGCGACACCGCGCAGGCGGACCCCCGGCUUCUCCUGGAUGAAGAAGUGUUACCAGAUGAUCGACAGGAGACUGAAGAAGAACCUGAAGAUGUUUAUUAUCGUGCACCCUUCGUUUUUCAUCCGGACUUUACUGGGAAUCACACGGCCGUUUAUCAGUUCAAAGUUCAGCAGUAAGAUCCGGUACGUGCACAGUCUGGAGGAGCUGGGCCACAUCAUCCCCAUGGAGUACGUGCACAUCCCGCCCAGUAUCAUCAGGUUUGACGAUGACAGAGGAGCAGGUGCCAGACUGGAUGCAGAGUUACAGGAAACAACGUGCAAGUCGGACAGAAAGAGGAGCUCGGCCGUGUGAGCAGACCGUCCCCCCGCGUACGAGCCGGAGUCUGUAUGUGGAGCUGAGCGUGGGGCUGUGGGGGCGUGUCCGGUUACCACGGCGACGAGGGUGCCUGGCCACCACGGCGACCACGGAUACGAGUCAGAGCCGCGCGGUGGAGCUAUCCCCUUCUGUAGCAUCUAGAACUGUACGGCCCGCGGACUUUUCACACCAAAUACUACCGAAGAAA